AUGUCAUCCUCCCAGCAGCAGUCCGUCCCAAGGAUUAGACGGGUUCGAGAGCUGCAAGCGUACAAGGACUGGGUCGAGGCAGGGGGAUUAGAAAGAUUUGCAAUAGAGCAUAAUGUCAAACCAGACUUCGCUGACCGUCUUUGCGACGUCACGCCGGACGUAGCCAUCGCGUUUUACCUCAAGCUCGCGACUAUACCUGGCCUAGAAACUACAAUGGCACCCCCGAGCAACGAAGUGUAUGCCCCCGCCUCAUAUGGGCUACAAAUCAUACAAGACAUGGAGAACGGAUGGAGCAGCGAGGAUGAGACGGAUGAUAAGAAGGCCAAGGAACAGAAAGGCGGAGAGAGCAAGGACAUCAAGGACGAAACCGAUGAGGACUUCUUGUUCCUCGCAGUUUUGAGCAGCCUGAGGAAACGAGGCGCGCCCAGUUCAGCACUGAGUAGCCUGGCAAAGCGCUACAAGGAGGCAUGA
This is a messenger RNA of Alternaria ethzedia, 471 nucleotides long. RefSeq lists its product as uncharacterized. The transcript is spliced from 2 exons. The coding region runs from base 1 to 471 and encodes 156 amino acids. Lineage: Eukaryota; Fungi; Ascomycota; Dothideomycetes; Pleosporales; Pleosporaceae. The record is from RefSeq and is a predicted model, not a curated record.